Messenger RNA from Brienomyrus brachyistius, 1635 nucleotides. It is a transcript of the gene ctso, whose product is annotated as cathepsin O. Gene Ontology annotation, molecular function: cysteine-type endopeptidase activity. Gene Ontology annotation, cellular component: lysosome. The transcript is spliced from 8 exons. Lineage: Eukaryota; Metazoa; Chordata; Actinopteri; Osteoglossiformes; Mormyridae. The record is from RefSeq and is a predicted model, not a curated record. Bases 88 to 1131 code for a protein of 347 amino acids.
CGCGUACACUCGCGUCACAUAAACAAUAGUUCUGUAGUCGAUGGUCGCCCGGUCCGUGUCGCUCCGGUUCGUUUGGGUUCGGAUCCGAUGGCGGGGCGGGGGCUGGUGUGUCUCCUGACAUUAAUCGCCCUCACCUUGUUGAGGGGCACCGUCUUCGCCUCAAAAGAGGACGUUGUAUUCAGCGGUAGCAGUUCUGUUGUUUCGGAAGCAAUCAACGAAUUCAACCUUUUUAAAAAGCUGUUCAGCUGGAGCUAUAAGCCCGGUACUGAUGAAUAUUAUCGCAGGAUUAUUAACGUGGAGAAAAGCCUCCUACGGUGUGCAUCUCUGAACAAUCACAAUGCCUCAGACAGCUCCUCUGCAAAAUACGGAAUAAACCAGUUUUCGGUUUUAUCGCCAGAGGAAUUCAGAGACCGAUACCUGACCACUUUCCCGGAGAAGGUGCCGGAGUACCCAGCAUCAGAGACCGCAAGAGGCGCCUCAGCCAAACUGCCUACGAAAUUUGACUGGAGAGAGAAGAAUGUUGUCACUCCAGUUGAAAACCAAGAAUCAUGUGGAGGCUGCUGGGCGUUCAGCGUGGUCGGGAUCAUCGAGUCUGUCUACGCGCUGCAGGGCCACCCUCUCCGGCAGCUGAGUGUGCAGCAGGUCAUCGAUUGCUCAUAUAAAAACCAGGGCUGCAAUGGUGGCUCCACUGUCAGGACCCUCAGCUGGCUGAAACAGACACAGGAGAAAUUAGUCCGUCAAGCCGAGUACCCGUUUAAAGCUGAAACAGGAGUCUGUCGCAUUUUCCCUCUGUCAGAAUUUGGAGUUUCUGUUAAGGACUUUGCAGCUUAUGACUUCAGUGGAAACGAGGAGGUGAUGAUGCAGAAGCUGCUGGAGUGGGGUCCCCUAGCUGUAACAGUGGAUGCUGUCAGCUGGCAAGACUACCUUGGGGGCAUAAUCCAGCACCACUGCCCCAGCCAGCGGGCCAACCAUGCCGUCCUCAUCACCGGAUAUGAUGCCACAGGUGAGGUUCCCUACUGGAUUGUGCGUAACUCUUGGGGAACAUCAUGGGGAAACCAGGGUUACGUUUAUAUCAAGAUGGGAGGCAACGUAUGUGGUGUCGCCGAUGCAGUGGCUGCUGUUUUUGUGUGAUUAUCCUGCAUACUCAGAAAAUGUGGUAUUCUCAUAGUUUCAUAGUGCCUUGUAAUCGUAGCGCUUCAUAGAUAGGAGUGUGACCUGUGGACAGCUAAGGCUACAUGACAUCGCUCCCUGCACUUCACCAUCUACCACAAAUGUUGUUCCUGCUGUCCGUUUUUGCCCUGAGACACACAGUGACUUUCUGCACUGACAGUCACAACACUGGUAAAUAUAGUAAUUUUAAACUCCCUUUAUGGCUAGAACAAUAUGUUCUAUGUAGUGGAUGACAAAAGCAUUUCAAAGACACACGGGUCGCCAAGGCUGUUAUUCACUGGUUAUGUUUCAAAAUGAAAUUUACCGUACAUAUUUCAGAUGCUGAGUAGAAAUGCAAGUUAAUUAUAUUUAAAUAAUUACAUUUUCUUGUCUUACAAAAUGAUACAUUUUUAUUCUGAAAUAUUUUUGUACAGUUUAAUUGCUUCACGAACGUCUCAAUAAAAAUAAACUCCUUUUGUUAUACAA